GGGUCGGAAAGAGGCAGGUACGGAAGCUAAUCUACAAAGUUGCAGGCGUUUGACAGAAAAACGUGAGUGUGCUAUUUAAGACUUGCAUUUCCGUUAAGGUUUGUCUACAGAUUUUGACCAUCUGAAGUUGACCCCUGACUCAAGCAUUCUCUGCUGCUCCUCCACGCUUUGAAGAAAUGUCUGUCACUUACGAUGAUUCUGUUGGAGUAGAAGUGUCCAGCGAUAGCUUCUGGGAGGUCGGGAACUACAAGCGGACCGUGAAGCGGAUUGAUGAUGGCCACCGCCUGUGCACUGACCUCAUGAACUGCCUGCAUGAGCGGGCACGCAUCGAGAAGGCUUAUGCUCAGCAGCUCACUGAAUGGGCCCGGCGCUGGAGGCAGCUCGUGGAGAAGGGGCCACAGUAUGGGACGGUAGAGAAGUCCUGGAUAGCUGUCAUGUCCGAGGCAGAGAGGGUGAGCGAGCUGCACCUCGAGGUGAAGGCCUCACUGAUGAACGAGGACUUUGAGAAGAUCAAGAGUUGGCAGAAGGAAGCCUUUCACAAACAGAUGAUGGGAGGCUUUAAGGAGACCAAGGAGGCUGAGGAUGGCUUUCGGAAAGCACAGAAGCCUUGGGCCAAGAAACUGAAAGAGGUAGAAGCAGCAAAGAAAGCCUACCACGCAGCAUGCAAAGAGGAGAAACUGGCCAUCUCACGAGAAGCCAAUAGCAAAGCGGACCCAUCUCUUAAUCCCGAGCAGCUCAAGAAAUUGCAAGACAAAGUAGAAAAAUGCAAGCAAGAUGUUCUUAAGACCAAAGAGAAGUAUGAGAAGGCCCUGAAGGAGCUCGACCAGGGCACGCCCCAAUACAUGGAGAACAUGGAGCAGGUGUUUGAGCAGUGCCAGCAGUUUGAGGAGAAGCGGCUGCGCUUCUUCCGAGAGGUUCUGCUGGAGGUUCAGAAGCACCUAGACCUGUCCAACGUGGCCAGCUACAAAACCAUUUACCGUGACCUGGAGCAGAGCAUCAAGGCAGCCGACGCGGUAGAGGACCUGAGGUGGUUCAGAGCCAAUCAUGGGCCCGGCAUGGCCAUGAACUGGCCACAGUUUGAGGAUGAAGAGUGGUCUGCAGACCUGAAUCGAACUCUCAGCCGGAGAGAGAAGAAGAAGGCCAGUGAUGGUGUCACCCUGACAGGUAUCAACCAGACCGGCGACCAGUCUCUGCAGAACAAACCUAGCAGCACCCUUAGUGUCCCGAGCAACCCUGCCCAGUCUGCGCAGUCACAGUCCAGCUACAACCCCUUCGAGGACGAGGACGACACAGGCAGCACCGUCAGUGAGAAGGAGGACACUAAGGCCAAAAAUGUGAGCAGCUACGAGAAGACCCAGAGCUACCCCACUGACUGGUCAGAUGAUGAGUCUAACAACCCGUUCUCCUCCACGGAUGCCAACGGAGACUCCAAUCCCUUCGACGAGGAUACUACCUCGGGGACGGAAGUACGAGUUCGGGCCCUUUAUGACUACGAGGGGCAGGAGCAUGAUGAGCUGAGCUUCAAGGCUGGGGAUGAGCUGACCAAGAUGGAGGAUGAGGAUGAGCAGGGCUGGUGCAAGGGACGCUUGGACAACGGGCAGGUUGGCCUGUACCCAGCAAACUAUGUUGAGGCGAUCCAGUGACGGGCCUGAGGGCAGGCCCAGGAGCUCCAGGGACUCCAGCCGGCUGUGUAGGCAUCUACUCCUUUUCCUGCGAAAGAUGAUGGUCCCGUUGCUCUUGGCUUCAUGGUAUCCCUGGAAGGCGACAAGCUGGUCACCUCACCUGGGACUUGGCACUUUUCUGAGGUCAGCUGGAGGGAUCUGAGUGCAGGAAGAUGCUGAACAACAGAACAGCCGGCCCCUGCCUGCCGUUCGCUAUGCUUGGGCUUAUGAUGGACCUGUCUGUCCUUGACCUUGUCUCUCUUCUCCUCCAGUCAAUUGUGGGCUCCACUGAUUCUCAUUCCACUGAUUAUUUUCUCUGAUGAGUCUCAUCACCUGUAACUUAAAUGAACAAACUUCCAUGCCAUUUUCUGAGUGAAGAUCCUGAGGUUUUUAAUUUAAAGGCUAUGUACAGUUAUACUUUUUUAUACACCUGUUCUUCCAUUCAUUUAUACUUAAAUUAUGGCACAGAUUGAUAUACACCAAUCUUGAGGAAUGAUCUCUCUAUUUCAUGUCUUACUGUUACUCAGCCAUGCCACUAUGUGGGGUGAGCCACAAGGUGACGCCCAUGUGACCAAUGGUGUUUGAGGCAAGAGAUCGUAGUAGAAAGAUAGAUUGGAUUUCUGUUAUGAAUGCCCAUUAUGCACUUGGGGCAUCAGAGUGCAGGUCUCAGAUAUACCCCUAAGUAGUACUCCCAGAAUUGCCAUAUUUAAAAUUAUUUUCUCUCUAUUCUUGCUUAAAACUUUAUUUUUUGCAAAUUAACAAUUGUAUCAGUGAUUUGGGAGUUUAAGAAGUAAGAAGACUAACUUUUCAAGCAGAUGCAUCUGUAGAUUGAGAUGCUUUCUAUUAGACUGUCAUGUCUGGGUGUAUAUCUGUAUAUAGUAUUUGAUAUUCAGAGAAUCUAAAGCGCUCGUCUACUGUUUUCAUGUGAUUUAACGGCUUUUGACAGUGGAUUUCAUUUGUAAACUGCUUAAAGUCUGCAGCAUUUGGGCAGGGCCAACAAGGCCUCCUCCUGGGCUCAGACGUGGGCUCCAGGCCUCUCUGACGUGGAGCCUGCUGGAGGGAGGCUUGCCCUCACCAGCCAGCUGCAAGUUCAGCUUCUGCCUGGCCCUCGUCCUGGCUCCGUAGCAGAACACUGUAAAACCCCCUUGUCUUCGCAGGGUUGCAGAUCUCAGCCAUGUGCAUUCCUCGUGAGCAAGCAGGAGCGGGGUCUUGCCCACAGCAUGGUCUCUGCACUUCCUUGGUCACUGGGGAGCAGGAGUGCUGCAGCCAGGCACCCCUGUGGUGCGACGGGGCAGGCAAGGGUAGGAGAGAAGCUUUGUCUUAUGUAACAGUCCGCGGUGCGUGCCCACCACCAUCUCAAGCUAUGCAUUUACUCCGCGUGAGCUCCAUGUCUUGCUUGGAAAGUGAAUGUAUGUCGUGUCUGUUACAAAAACUAACCAGCAGAAAUCCUCAUUCCUAUGCUACAGAUUUACCAAAAAUUGUCAAGUCUUUUAAGUUUAAGAGUUCCUUUAAAUGUAUAGUAUUUUAGGAAAAAAUCAAUAAACACUUGAUCUUGUGCAAAUGAAAA
Molecule: messenger RNA, 3228 nt
Organism: Carlito syrichta (Philippine tarsier)
Lineage: Eukaryota; Metazoa; Chordata; Mammalia; Primates; Tarsiidae
Gene: PACSIN2
Product: protein kinase C and casein kinase substrate in neurons 2
Exons: 12
Coding region: 177-1643 (488 amino acids)
Biological process (GO): actin cytoskeleton organization; caveola assembly; regulation of endocytosis
Cellular component (GO): cytoplasm; endosome; plasma membrane
Molecular function (GO): protein binding; phospholipid binding
Source: RefSeq, a predicted model, not a curated record